GGCAAAGAACAAUGGUGCCAACCACCAGAGAAUGGUCUCUGUAAAAACCAAAGGUAACCUGGAGCAGACCAAGCUCAGCAACCAUGAUAGCAGGUAACUUGGGGCUUUGGAAAGACUGCAAGAUCCUCCAUUUGCCAGACGGGCAUCUGGUUAUCUGGUUAGGACAAUAGCAUUCUGUAUAUUUGAAUGCAUAGUGUCCAUUUUGGUAUGUGUGUGAGGGGACAUGGAACAAGAGUGUGGUGCUGCAGGUCUGUGGUGUGCUGCAAACCUGGCUCCUUUUGUGCACAUGUUUUCUGUUACAGUCAUGUAUAAAAUGUGCAGUUCAAGGCUUCGAUGCUGCUUAUGUUAUUCAGGUGGAAUUCACUAACUGGCGGUCUUCUACCUGCCGGCCCCAUCUAGAGAGGUUGGAGAGGCUGCCCUGAUGCCAAAGAAACUUCCUUCCUCAUGUGACCCAUGAGAUGGCAUUUCAUCAGAAAGCGCCUGGUCUCUCCUCCCCUUGAUUUGGAGUCUUUUCUUGCCUCAUCAAAGCUAGGCUGAUAGAAGCAGGACCUGCUUUGGCCAAUAAAGAGCUUCUUUCCAGAUCACUGGGCCCCAGAAACUUGGUUGGCAAGGCACAAACCUAUGGAUUCCCAGUCUGUGUAGGGAAUGGAGAGGCAGCUUGGCUUCGUUUCUCUGCUGUGCCCAGAGCGAUGGGUCUGGGGAAGGCAGAAGUUCUUGGUGCCUCUGAGAGAGCAGCUCAGGGUUUGGAAAGUUACCAAGGCCUUGUUUUCAUGGAAAAGAGGAGUGGUCUUGCUGAGCAUGGUGGGUGAUGGUGGGCUCCUGCUGAGCUUCAUAAGCCAAGGAGGACCACUUGCUGUUUGGUCUCUCUACAGGCUUCCCUCAGUUGAUGACGAUGUCUCCUCGGAACUGCAACGAGUGGCUGCCUUGGAGGAUGCAGACCACCCCAAAAAAGGGGCUCUCUCCAGGAUAGCUCGGCUGGUGAUGGCUGUCCGAGGAUGGGCAAAGAAAGGUAGAAAAGAAGAGGAGAGACCGGACUCCUUCCUUGAGCGCUUCCGUGGACCUGAUGUGAAGGCUUUAGCAUCAGAGUCGGCAACGGCAGGUGGAGAUGGCCUUGCAGGCCAGGGGCGGAAGAAGAAGAAAUGGAAAGUCCUUGUGAUGGACCCUGCUGGGAAGUGGUACUACCGCUGGCUCCUGGUUAUUGCAGUACCAGUUCUGUACAAUUGGUGCAUGCUGGUUGCCAGAGCCUGUUUCAAUGAUCUCCAGAGAAGGUACUUGCUCUGUUGGCUGCUCCUGGAUUACCUGGCAGAUGGCAUUUACAUCAUGGACAUUGUCAUCCGGAUGAACACAGGUUUCCUUGAACAGGGAUUACUCGUUAAAGACUUCAAGAAACUGCGUGCUAAAUACUUUGCCACUUUGCAGUUCAAGUUGGAUAUCUUAUCCAUUCUGCCUACUGACUUGGCAUAUUUUGCGGUUGGCAUCCAUCGGCCCGAGUUACGCUUCAAUCGGCUGCUGCAUUUCCCUCGCAUGUUUGAAUUCUUUGAUCGGACUGAAACAAGAACCAGUUACCCAAACAUCUUUAGGAUCUGCAAUUUGGUGAUGUACAUUUUGGUCAUCAUCCAUUGGAAUGCCUGCAUUUACUAUGCCAUCUCCAAGGCCAUUGGCUUCGGAGAAGAUACUUGGGUUUAUCCAAAUAUCUCAGAUCCAGAAUAUGGAUAUCUGACCAGGGAGUAUGUCUAUUGUCUCUACUGGUCCACGCUGACCUUGACUACCAUUGGUGAGACCCCUCCCCCUGUGCGGGAUGAGGAAUACCUUUUUGUCAUCUUUGACUUCCUAAUUGGAGUUCUCAUCUUCGCUACUAUUGUGGGAAACGUGGGGUCCAUGAUCUCCAACAUGAAUGCCACCAGGGCAGAAUUCCAGGCCAAGAUUGAUGCCGUCAAGCACUACAUGCACUUCCGCAAAGUAAGCAAAGAAAUGGAAGCUAAGGUUAUCAGGUGGUUUGACUAUCUUUGGACCAACAAGAAAACUGUGGAUGAGUGGGAAGUGCUCAAAAAUCUUCCUGACAAACUGAGGGCUGAAAUAGCUAUCAAUGUCCACCUGGAAACUUUGAAGAAAGUGCGGAUAUUCCAGGACUGUGAGGCUGGGCUCUUGGUGGAACUGGUGCUCAAGCUUCGCCCUCAGGUUUUCAGCCCAGGUGAUUAUAUUUGCCGGAAAGGAGAUAUUGGUAAAGAAAUGUAUAUCAUUAAGGAAGGAAAGUUGGCUGUGGUGGCAGAUGAUGGUAUUACUCAAUACGCCAUACUGACGGCAGGCUGCUGUUUUGGAGAAAUCAGCAUUCUCAACAUUAAAGGAAGCAAAAUGGGGAAUAGGCGAACGGCGAAUAUUAGGAGCAUUGGCUACUCUGACCUCUUCUGCCUGUCCAAAGAUGACCUCAUGGAGGCUGUGACUGAGUACCCAGAUGCCAAGAGGGUCCUGGAAGAACGUGGCCGAGAGAUCCUCACCAAAGAGGGGUUGCUGGAUGAAGCGGCAGCGGCAGAAAGCAUGGAAGCGAUGGACGUGGGCCAGAAGUUGGACAGGUUGGAAACCAGCCUAGAGACACUGAACGCUCGCUUCUCUCGUCUCUUGGCUGAAUAUGAUGCCACUCAGAUGAAGCUCAAGCAGCGCCUUACUUCUCUGGAAACCAAACUGAAGGAAGACAAGCAGGAGGAGCUUUUCCCUGAGGGUUUUAUCAGCCCACUGGGGGAAGAGGAAAAAACUAAGCCUUGAAGUCUUGCUUCCUACCAUUUCCUGCUCAUUUACUUUAUUUACUUUGUUUGCGUGUUACUUAUUCCCCCCAGAUUGAAUUCUCAUCAGAUUAUCUGACCAUGAGAUUCAUUUCCAGACUGCUGUUCUUUAUACAGCUCUCCCCCCUUACAGUGACCUUACCUCUCUCCCAAGGCUUUUCUUCUUUCACUAGUUCACAGAUAAUGGAGUCUCCCUUUUUUCUUAACUCCCUCCCGUCAUUCCUUUUCCUAGCCCCCUUCAAGAUGGGGCAAUGCAGGAUAUUAGAUGUUCCUUCUGAAAAACAGUCAUGAAAUUGAAAGUAUACCAGGCUGUCCUGCUCCUACUUUUGACCUCUAUUCUGGUGACAACAAAAUAGUCCCAAGUCUUCCUAUUCUGGAGGUAAUUUCCAAUGGAAUUCUAUUGUCUAUAUUAUUUCACAGGCAGAAGGAAGGAAAGCGUGUACAUGCAUUUCAUGUGAGUGUAGGGUGGGUAUUGUGUACCAGCCAGGACAUGGAAUCAUCUCUUUAAGUGAGGUUUGCAUAGUUCAAAAUUGCAGAGAGGAAAAAUGUGCCUAAAUCCCUUUCAGCUCAGUUUUUGCUGCCUGGAUCUUUUUAUUCUAUAAAUUCUGAACAACUGAGACUUCCUGCUGUGUAUUCUCUUUGUUUUUGAAGAUAACUGAAAUUUCUUCUGAGGCAACGCUGAGUGCCAAAAAAUACAGCCCAUCCUGGGCGGAGUAGGUGUUUAGGGAUUAUCUUCACAUAUCUCAGGCAGUCAGGAAAGGCCAGGUCCAGAAUCUUUUCUGGGCCAGCCGUCCUUUCUCAUACUUAGAUCCAGCUUGAAGAGGACCUGAAAUUAACUGGGAAUAGCUAUCCAAUGAGCAUAGAUACUGGUGGGUUGAGGCCUACGGCUGCCCACCAGAUCCCGAAUGAUUAUAGCCUAGUCCUUUUUUAAACCAGGGGUCUUUCCAACAUCAUGGGUGGGAAAAUUGUGCUUUGCAGGAAAUGUGAAUUGGAUCCAUAUAAUGAAGUUGAAGUUGGAAAGGCUUUGGCACAAUGCUUCCUUACCUGAUCGGAUUCAGUCCUUGGCCCUAACAAUAAUAGAAAAAUCAGCACUUUGUCUAAGGAGGAGAAACAAAUGUUUGCAUCCUCGUGGUCUACUUGAGGUGAUGCGGGAGUGAGCUGCUGUCCUGCUUCAGAAGCUGGGAAUGAAGAAGAGCUUUAUAAAGAGCAUUUGGAUCCUCCCCCCCACCCCCGAUCUAACUAGAACUGGAAGCAGAUUAGGCCAGUUGGGAGUCAUCUGGUUCCUGAGAAAAAUGCUUAGAUGAAAGCAGUGUGCCCAAAGUCACUUUACAUAUUGCACUACUUUUAGUGUACUUUAAGAGAUGCCUGCUUUGAUGUAACAGAGUUACAGGGUCAUACUUUAAAAAAAAUAAAAUAAAAUACUCGUGUCAAUGAUACAA
Pantherophis guttatus is the source of this 4216-nucleotide messenger RNA. RefSeq names its product cyclic nucleotide gated channel subunit alpha 2 (gene CNGA2). Lineage: Eukaryota; Metazoa; Chordata; Lepidosauria; Squamata; Colubridae. Gene Ontology annotation, cellular component: plasma membrane; intracellular cyclic nucleotide activated cation channel complex. Gene Ontology annotation, molecular function: voltage-gated potassium channel activity; protein-containing complex binding; intracellularly cAMP-activated cation channel activity. The record is from RefSeq and is a predicted model, not a curated record. Gene Ontology annotation, biological process: potassium ion transport; monoatomic cation transmembrane transport.